ACAUGUCGUUCACCGUGACCGAGGUGGGCGCUUCGGAAUCUCAAACGCCAGCUGCCGUCCUGCCACCCUACAUCCCCGGCAUGGAGGGGGGCGAGUGCUCGCUCUGCGCUGUCAAUCCGGCACUAUGUGAAGAGCUCGGGCCAAACAACGCCAUCCGCGGCCUCGGGUAUCGCGGUGAGAACGCGCGGCUGCGACGCAUGCUCGCCCGUCUUCGCUCCGGCAAGCCAUUCAACGUCGCUGUCGUCGGCGGGUCUGUGUCCAAGGGGUACUCUAUCUUCUCGCACCACCCGAACGUCGACCCCAGAAACAUGCACCGGAUCGUAUUCGACCACCUUAACGCAAAGUUUCCUGGCAAAGGAGAGCCUAAGAUCGAGGGCGAGUCGGCAAAGGCGGAGGGGCGGAACGGGAUCACCAACGGCGCGCUCGGUGCCACAGGUACCGAUUACUUCCAAUACUGCUUCGGCGAGAGCAUCCCGGACGAUGUCGACUUGGUGCUCAUUGAGCAAGCUAUCAACGACCACCGGAAACUGGAGUUUGCCGAGCACUACGAGCAGCUUGUGCGCUCGCUUCUCGACCUCCCCGGACAGCCGGCGAUCAUCAACAUCCACGCUUUCGGGUUGAUUUUCGAGAACAUCGCGACUGGCGGCGACAUGCACCUCGGCACGGCCGAGUACUACGACAUUCCGACGAUCAACCUGCGCAACAUUUUCCUGCCGCAGAUCCUGGAGGACCCAGAAGCGAUCAAAGACCUCUUCUGCAAGGACCGCAAGGAGGUCCGCGACGAGCUCGAGGUGUAUGACCUGCGCCAUGUCUGCGAGCGCGGCCACCGGAUCGCGGGCAACCUCACCUCGGCGUAUAUCGACAUGCAGUUGUGUGAGAUGGACCGCAUCGAGCGCGCUGCCGGUCACUCGCGCGUGGACGAGCUUUACCCGCUUCCCCGGUUGCCGAGGCAAGGGUUUAACCAACGAUUCGAGGCAGGCAAGACGAUGCCGAAGCUCAAGCCGAACUGCUUCACGAUGAACGCGGAGAAGAACAAGCUUGUGCCCUCCAAAAGCGAUGGUUGGCGCGAGUGGUUCCACCCCGAUGUUCCUAGCAAGAAAUACAUGAUUGCUGAUAAGCCUGGUGCGUCCAUCAGCGUCAAGUUCCGCACUUCGCUUGGCCGCGUCGAGCUACACUACCUCACCUCGGGCACGUUCGGGCUCGGCAGCGUAGACUGCAGCGUGGACGGCGGGCAGAAGAGGCGCUUUGACGGACACGAGAACUUGCGUCCUGGUGUCAAUGUCGGGAGAGCCAAGGUGCUCGCCGAGGGGCUCGCCCCCGGCGAGCACGAGCUCACGUGCGUCCUGCUGGACCAGACGGCGCACCCAGGAGGAGGGAAAGAGUUCCGCCUCAUCUCUGUACUGAGCGUGUAAAUCUUAGAGUGUAUGUAUGGGC
Cutaneotrichosporon oleaginosum is the source of this 1434-nucleotide messenger RNA. RefSeq lists its product as uncharacterized. Lineage: Eukaryota; Fungi; Basidiomycota; Tremellomycetes; Trichosporonales; Trichosporonaceae. The record is from RefSeq and is a predicted model, not a curated record.